Messenger RNA from Chara braunii, 517 nucleotides. The record is from the annotation of a GenBank genome assembly. Lineage: Eukaryota; Viridiplantae; Streptophyta; Charophyceae; Charales; Characeae.
ACGCAGGCCGAAAAUAGGAAACAAGAACUGCUAGCCUUGUGGAAUCAACUGUUGACUGAAAUGCGUCUAUCCGGACCAGAUGCCGAACAACACAUCCGUGACAGAUUUCAUUUGAAGACGGCUGAGGACCGUCUGAAGAAAGUUGUUACGGCUGUGGAGGUUGUGGCAGCUGGGACCGAGGUCUCCAAACUGGUUGCCCUGUGUCGACAGGCGCUGGACCAGUUUGCACUAGAACAGUUGGAAGAAAUGAUGGAACUGACUGGUAAAGGAGCGACCGCAGCAUCUGCAGCUGUUGGCAAGGGAGUUGCUUCAGUGUCCUCGGUUUGUAUGGAGAAGUUGAAUCGUGCCGCUCGACAAGGUCCGUACCUAUCGCAGGGGGCACUUGAAGCUCGGCCAAUUGUCAUUACUGAUGAAAGACCAGCACCUGGAGCCUGAAUGAGAAUGCAAAGCCAUUUCCCGGCUGCCGAUUCAACUGUUCAUCAAGUGCAGUCAAUGAGAGGGCAAAGCCAUAUCGUAG